This is a messenger RNA of Striga asiatica, 477 nucleotides long. Lineage: Eukaryota; Viridiplantae; Streptophyta; Magnoliopsida; Lamiales; Orobanchaceae. The record is from the annotation of a GenBank genome assembly.
AUGGGUAUACACUAUCUAGACGACGAGUCCCAACCGGCAGCCGGUACAUCAGCCGGUUCAGCCAGCGAGAACUCUCAUGAUGAGGACGGGGACGACUCUGACGCCGACAGACAUCCCGCUCACGAGACCAUUCAGCCUUCUCCAUCGAUAGAUGCGCACACGGGUGAGUCUUCCCAGUCGGUUUCUCCAGUUUGGUUAUCAAAAGAGGAAGAAGACUCGCCGGAAUUCACGUACAGGGGUCGCCGGAAGUUGGGCUUGGAGGCAAAGGGCAGCAGCUCACCGGAAAGGUGGCUCCCGGACGGCCUGUGCAAGGAGGAGGAGGAGGGUUUCGCCGGGAAAAACUUCGCGAGGAGAGAUCGCCGGAAGGAGUUGCAGGUCGCGGGAAAGAGGGCCGUCGGGAUCCUGGGUAUGGCGAUCGGAAACACGGCUGAGGAAGGCUUGAGGGUGGCGAUGGAGAUAGGUGAGGGAGAGAUGUGA